This is a messenger RNA of Heteronotia binoei (common prickly gecko), 3058 nucleotides long. RefSeq names its product zyxin (gene ZYX). The record is from RefSeq and is a predicted model, not a curated record. The transcript is spliced from 10 exons. Lineage: Eukaryota; Metazoa; Chordata; Lepidosauria; Squamata; Gekkonidae. The coding region runs from base 150 to 1940 and encodes 596 amino acids. Gene Ontology annotation, biological process: integrin-mediated signaling pathway; transforming growth factor beta receptor signaling pathway.
GGGAGGGGGGGGAGUGCCAGAGGGCUGCUCUCCGAUGACACUGCUGAGGAAUCUGCCAGGUUUCCUUUUGUUCCACUCCUGCUGUAAGAACCUCUCUGUGGACCGGCUGAGGCGAAAGGCCUUGAGGUGCUGAGCCAGCCCAGUCCAAGAUGUCCUCCUCAGGGGCCCCAGGAACCCGCAUGACCUCCACGGUCAGCAUCAACAUCUCCACUCCGAGCUUCUACAGCCCCCAGAAGAAAUUUGCGCCCGUCGUCGCCCCCAAGCCCAAAGUGAACCCCUUUAAAGCUGGCGGGGCUGGGACUGGGAAUGGUUUGGAGCAGACGCCGCCUCCUCAGCCGGCCGGGUUUUGCGCCCAGAUAGGGAAGGUGGGAGAGAUCCCAGCGGCGGCAGCACCUUCUCUGAGUGAAGAUCUUCCGCCGCCCCCGCCACCCCCUCCUGGAGAAGACCUGGUUCUUUCUUCCAACAGCGCUUUCCCUCCCCCGCCUCCCCCAUUUGUGGAGCCCUUCCCCCCUGCUCCGGAAGAUGUCUUCCCAUCUCCUCCCCCUCCAGUGGUGGAGGAGGAGCCUGUGUCUUUGAGUGGGCUGCCCGCCCCCCAGGGGCAGGCUCGUGGCAAGAUGAGCAGCAUUGAUUUGGAGAUUGAUUCUUUGUCCUCAAUGCUGGAUGACAUGGAGAAGAACGAUCCCUUCAAACCCCGGGUAUUUCCUGGGUCUGCGGCCACCGCAGGUGUCGCUGCUGGACCGAAAAGCUUCUCGGAAAAUGUGGCUCUGCUUAAAGAUGUUCCCGCUCCCGUUUCUUUUCCUUCCAAUGCUGUCUCCAGUCCCAGUGGGAAUUACGUGCCCAAACCACAGGGCGAAGCGCCACCGCCUCCCCCACCCUGGGUGACUUCCAAGCAGCGUAGAGACUUGCCGUCGGCUCAGCCCCCCACGUCGUCGCCUGCUGCUCCUCCUCCACCGGCUCCGGCUGCCCCCAAGUACACACCGCCCCCUGUUGCUCCUGCCCCAAAAUUUGUCUCUAAGCCAGCUACUUCCAGUUUUCCAAAGCCUGCUGCUCCAGCCUCUUCUCAGUCUCGCUCGCCAGCCCCUUCUGGGCCUGGUCUAGCCCCAAAGCCACAGCCGCCCACUUUCACUUAUGUACAACAGCGGGAGAGACCUGUGGUCCAGGAGAAGCCCCGCCCUCCUGCCCAGCCACUUGCCCCGCGAGAGACGCGCAACCCUGUAGCCUUUGCAAACGAAGGGUCAGAUCCUCCCAGGGGAAACUCAGCUCUGACUAUGAAGGAGGUGGAAGAGCUGGAGAUGUUAACUCAGAAGCUGAUGAAGGACAUGGACCGCCCUCCUCUUGCAGAGGCUUCCACUCCUGCCGAGCUGUGUGGCCUUUGCAACAAGGCCCUGUCGCGAACGCAGCCAGCUGUCCGUGCCCUGGACAAGCUGUUCCACGUCGAGUGCUUCACCUGCUUCAAGUGUGAGAGGCAGCUGCAGGGGCAGCAAUUCUACAACGUGGACGAGAAGCCCUUCUGUGAGGACUGCUAUGCUGCCACUCUGGAAAAGUGCUGCGUUUGCAAGCAGACCAUCACAGACCGGAUGCUGCGCGCCACAGGCAAUUCUUACCACCCUCAGUGUUUCACCUGCGUGGUGUGCCACAAACCCCUGGAGGGGGCGUCCUUCAUUGUGGACAAAGCCAAUCAGCCCCAUUGUGUGGACGAUUACCACAGAAAAUAUGCCCCGCGCUGUUCAGUAUGUGCUGAGCCCAUCAUGCCGGAACCUGGGAAAGACGAGACUGUCCGAGUGGUGGCCCUAGAGAAGAACUUCCACAUGAAAUGCUACAAAUGUGAGGAUUGUGGGAAACCCCUCUCCAUCGAAGCAGACGACAACGGGUGCUUCCCCCUGGAUGGUCAUGUGCUGUGCAGAAAGUGCCACACCACGCGUGUCAAAGCGGCAGCCUGAGGGCCUCGGAGCAUGAUGUGCCCUCAGGGUACCCUCUUUUCUCCAAAAAACAGUGGGUUAAAGGUCCCUCUGCGAUUCCCACUCCUAGUCUUCUGUCCAAAUCAUUGUGCAUUUCUACCUAGAUUCUGGCGACGGGUCGAACCUUGGGGGAUCUGUUCUGCUAGCGGAGGCGUGUUCCUUCAGCCGAAAGAGCCCGUUUGAAUGUCUUGUCCUGGAGAAGGCUUCUUCCACUGGGGGAACGGGCUUCCGCUAGCAGAAGGGAUCCAGUCUAAUAUCUUUUCCUUCCCACUAAGGGGCUUCCCGGUCCCCUCUCCCCUUUUAAAACAAUUUAUCUUGCCCUUACAAGAUGGUGUCUUCUUUAAUCCCCCCUUCCCCACUCUGGCUGCAGUACAUAGUUCUUGAUGCUGCACGAAAUGACUUGGAGCAGGUCUCACCCUAAGGUUAGUGAGAAAACGAAUCCUGGAGAACCCUGUUGGCAUCUUCUAAGCUGUGUCCAUCUCCUGUUUGUGAGCCCUGUGACCUGGGGCUCUGCUUUUCCUUCCUUCAUGGGGUCCUGUGUUCAGGUUUGGAAUGCUCAACUGCACACUGAGCUGCCGGUUUCCUUUUUUUCUUAGGACCUCAUCAGACCUUGUUCUGUAGGGUGGGCAGCAGGAAGCCGUUGGCUGGCUUACCUAAACUUUUUUCUUUCCGCCAGCGAGGAAAAUGCUCUUGGGUCCAAGGUUGAUGGACCACUUCUCCCCCUCCCUUUUCCAUUCCUCCUCUUUUUUUUUUUUUUUUUUUAAAAAUCCUUUGUGGUGUUUUUGGCUUCAGCAUAGUCAGCUAUCCAAAGAACUCAUCUGUUUACAAGAAGCUUGUAAGCACUCCGAAUCUGGGUUGAGAGAGCCGUCAUCCUCAAGGGAGGGGGUUUGUUUACUCGCUGCCUCUGUACUCGGAUCACUGCCGCCCUUCUCACGUGUAGCAGCCUCCCACAGACUGUUCUCUUUGGAGCUCUCUCCGGCUGCUGAUCGCCGAGCUGAACUUGAGUUUCUGGGCUGCACCAUCAUCUUGGAUAUUGUACUGUCCCGGCCAUUCUCUGCAUCCAAUAAACUUUAUGAGGUUUGGGGUUUUUUGCAUCGUAA